AUGGUCCCCCCCUUUUGCUCUACUCGAUGCUUUGACCCCGAUCCAUUUUCUCCACCUUGUUCCACGACCCUUGCUGACCACAUUGAAUUCAUCUUUUGUUUCGCAAAACUAUAUCCGAAUCUAGGCACAACAAAAAAUCGGAAAAGUUUUUUCCAAAACAAACCCCCGAACUCCCAAAAUGGCGAAGAUGAUGAAGAUGAUGAAGGCCGCCGAGCCGGCCCCGGCCAUGAAGAAGAUGAUGAAGAUGUCCAUGAAGAUGAAGAUGAUGUCCAUGAAGAAGAAGUAAGUGGCCAACGGACGGGCUGCUCGCUUUUCUGGACGAAAUGACAUCAAUCUAAAAUAUGUCAUCAACAUCUAGCGCUCCCGGUUGUAGUGUAAGUCUGCAGCGGUCGAGCGAAUGCUAGAAUGAAAACUUUUCCAAUGGCACGACAUUGACUCAUUUAUGUAGGCACGCUACAGAAUGACGUUGUUGCAAGUGACCUGAAGAAAAGAACAAGAAAACUACUACGUCAGCACAGUGCUGUGUCAGCGCGCGGCAGCGUUGUAGUCCUGUGGAAGAACAACG
Molecule: messenger RNA, 565 nt
Organism: Amoebophrya sp. A120
Lineage: Eukaryota; Dinophyceae; Syndiniales; Amoebophryaceae
Source: the annotation of a GenBank genome assembly